Caenorhabditis elegans is the source of this 863-nucleotide messenger RNA. It is a transcript of the gene F40A3.1, whose product is annotated as Conserved secreted protein. The record is from RefSeq and is marked reviewed. Lineage: Eukaryota; Metazoa; Nematoda; Chromadorea; Rhabditida; Rhabditidae. The transcript has 4 exons. The coding region runs from base 38 to 598 and encodes 186 amino acids.
CAAAAACAUACACUUAUAGCCGUCUCGCUAUGCCAUGAUGCGGAGCCAGCUUCGAAAUUCUUUGAACGUCGUUGCAGUCAUAAUACUUCUUUUACCAACCGCCACGUGGCAAAAUCAUCUAGAAAUCAAUGACUGGGAACUAAUUGGAAGCAGAACAUAUUCUUGGAAAGGAAACGAAGUAUUAAGAUGUAAACAUUGGGAUAAAGUUGCAAUCAGAUGGCACUUAUCAACAUGUACCGAACAUGGAGUUUGCGAUGGAGGAACCAAUGUGGAUUACGCUACUCGAGCCCAAAACUGGACCGAGAUGCCAGUUUGGAGAAAUGCGUUCACCUAUGUGCAGAUUCCGGGUCAACUGCAGAAAACAAAAUUUCUACGACUAGGUCUUACUGGCUACGACAGUAGGAAAACCCAACUCGAAGCAUUUUCACCACUAAAAAUUGAUGUGGAUUGGAGAUGGCAAGUUACUCGGGACGGAUGCAAUAAUUUCGUUGUCAGAAUGUCCGCAAUGAGCAUGAUCAACGAAAAAAUGCGUCCAAAAUUGGAGCGAUUCUGCCGUCUCUUUGACAAAGACCAUUUCGUAGAUUGUACUAAUCUCUAGUUUUUUGUUCCAAAAUGUUCAUCAGCUUCCCCACACCGCCUAUCAUCCUCUACUUGUGUCCUCUAACUCCUAAAGGGUCGAAUAAUUUCAAAAAACAUGUCAAAAUGUGAUUCACUUUUCAUAAGUUCGUCCCCCUUCCCCCAUCCCCUCCACUGCUUUAUCUUCUGUAAAUAUGAGUGCUCUCUCAAUUUAUAACAGGUAUCCCAUAUAUCAAAAAUAUUGAUCAUUUUAUUGAAUCAAGUAAUAAUAAACAAUAUCCAAGUUU